Molecule: messenger RNA, 1113 nt
Organism: Caenorhabditis briggsae
Lineage: Eukaryota; Metazoa; Nematoda; Chromadorea; Rhabditida; Rhabditidae
Exons: 7
Coding region: 1-1113 (370 amino acids)
Source: RefSeq, a predicted model, not a curated record
AUGCAACCCUGGAGACGCCCACCACCACUACUCACCGAGGAAGAACAGGCGGCGUUAAAGGCUCAGAGAUUGUUAGCAGCCCAGGAAAGGCAAGAGAUACAAGAUUGGAAAAAUAAUCAGAAAAAAAUGUGGCCAAUUAUUACAGAGGAUUUUCAGCCGGAAUUUUGGAUCGAGCAGUACCGCGAGCGCCACGCCGAAACACUUGCUAGAUCUGUCGACAUUUAUGUUGAGAGAAUCGAAAACUUGGACAAAUCGGAAGCGGAGAGUCUUCUACUUGAGAUUCUCACAAAAAUAACGUUUGUGGAGAACAAUCUCACUGUGAAUGGAGCUCAAACAGUUGAGACAUUAUUCGAGAAUCUCAAAAAGGCACCAAGUGCAUCUGGGGACAUCCCCUUCAAGUCAAUCGAGGAACUCUCGGAUUUUCUGAAUUCAAUGUAUUUGAAUUUCCGCAAAGAAGGCGACGAAUUCAGAAACAUCGGAGUCCAAGGUCGUCGAUGGAUUCAAUUCCUGAAGAAUGAGUUGGACAACGGAAACUAUGUUGAAGAGGAUAAUUUUCAUGACUUGGACAUGAACUAUCAAAAAGCGACUGGCCACCUUGAGCUGGUUAAUCCAGAAGCUCAGGAAUGUCUUUUCAUCAAUCUCCCAAUCUUUUCGGAUACUCUAAAUUCAGCUCACAUGUUUAAAAUUGACUUCUCCAGAGGCGUCAGCACGUUGGGAGUCUUCAAAGGAAUCCAGUUUCCGUUCAGGCAAGCGUUCACAUGUGCCGGUGAAGUAGCUUCUGAAUUGGGGGCUAACAUGUUUAUAAAGCAUUGUAGCCAAGGAGACAAAGCAUUUGACUCGAAAAAAAUUCCAACAAGCCUUAUUGGCAACUCGGCGGCGGUCCAUGGAAAUAUCGCUCCGAUGAAGAGCAAGAAUCCGUUCGAAGUUUUUGAAGUCGAGGUGUCGCCAUUAAGCUUGGAGGACAAUCUGUGCACAGGAACCAGUGGCAAAAUCAUAAAUUCUAUCGGAGACGGAGCAAGAGAACCUGCCGAUAUUGGAAAUGUAGAAAAAGUGCUGAAUGACAAUCUGAAGAAAUCUGUUAGCCGGCCAGCUAAGGUUCCAGAAAAUGCUUAG